CCAAGAACAACAACAACAACAACCAGCAGAACCAGUGCGGUAACGGCCAGUCCCUCUACUGCUGCACCUCCGCUGGCAACAAGGCCGAUGUUGAGUGUGUUUCCUUCACCAACGGUGGCCUUGGAGGUGUUUGCAACGGUAUCCAGAUGUGCUGCAACAACAACAACGGCAACCAGGGCUGCAACUUCAACGUUGGCGGUGGCACCAUCACCAUCAAGAAGACUGUCAAGAACUUCGGCUGGUAA
Molecule: messenger RNA, 245 nt
Organism: Fusarium tjaetaba
Lineage: Eukaryota; Fungi; Ascomycota; Sordariomycetes; Hypocreales; Nectriaceae
Exons: 2
Source: RefSeq, a predicted model, not a curated record